Esox lucius (northern pike) is the source of this 3931-nucleotide messenger RNA. It is a transcript of the gene snphb, whose product is annotated as syntaphilin b. Gene Ontology annotation, biological process: neuron differentiation. Gene Ontology annotation, cellular component: cytoplasmic microtubule; mitochondrion. The record is from RefSeq and is a predicted model, not a curated record. The coding region runs from base 252 to 2222 and encodes 656 amino acids. The transcript is spliced from 5 exons. NCBI's taxonomy places the organism in Eukaryota, Metazoa, Chordata, Actinopteri, Esociformes, Esocidae.
AACACACGCAUGCCUGUCACCCACCCCUGGCGCGCGAGAAGACACACCGCUCUGGCGGAGUCAUAACAGGCGGAGAAUUGCGGGGGGAAACGAAGGCAGCCGGAAAACCAUCUUUGGUAUGACGAUGAAACUGUAAAAUAAAUACUCCAGGGGCAACAGGCAGGCUGUCCCUGCAGAACCAAUCUGCAGAGUGAGGGAGACACACGGAGAUUGACCAGAACACAAGACGGCAAGAGAGGCUGUCUGGCUCCAUGUCUGCCCCUGUCCCUUCCACCCGGAGGUCUGCCUCGGGCUCACGCAGACGGACAGCUGCCCCAGUCAGCAACCGAGAUCCUUAUGGAAAUGCCUCUCUCAGCAGCAGCAGCACUAACUCUGGCUCAUGCAAGGGCAGCGACUGCAGCCCUGUCAAGGGGCGUCACAUGAAGGGGUAUACCUCAUGCACAGAUAACCAUGGCAUCCGGCCCCCUCCCCCAGAGCAGUACCUCACGCCUCUGCAGCAGAAGGAGGUGUGUAUCAGACACCUGCGGGCCCGCCUCAAGGAGACCGUGGACAGACUGCAGGACAGGGACUCCGAGAUUGAUGAGUUGAGAACCCAGCUCUCCCGUAUGCAGGAGGACUGGGUUGAAGAGGAGUGUCACCGCGUGGAAGCCCAGCUGGCUCUGAAGGAGGCACGCAGGGAGAUCCAACAGCUCAAGGAGGUUGUGGACGUGGUGCGCAACAACCUAAGCUCCAGCGACCCCAAUGACACCGGCGUCCAGAAAUACUUCCAGGAUAUCAAUGUUCAGAACCACAAGCUGGAGACGCUGCUGCUCAGCAUGGAGCUGGCUCAGAACGGAGUGGCCAAGGAGCAGGAGGCUGCCGCAGCGAGAGGAGCAGCAGUGGGGGCUGGGAGGCGUGGAACUGCAGGUUCCUGGCCCGGGAGUAGUCCCCUUGCUAGUGGUACUGGAUUGGGGGGCUCCAAGAGUCUCUGUGGAUCUUGUGAUGUCUCCCCCGCACGCUCUCUGACCCGAAGCUCCACCUACACCAAGCUGAGCGACCACACACUGGCAGAUAAGAACGGUAACGGACUGUCGGGCGAGGAGACGCAUGACAGCGGCUUCGUGUGCUGUGGGGAGAGCCACAGCCACAGCGCGGCCAGUAGCCACAGGGCCGACCUCCUGCUUGAGGCAGCCUUGCUGUCUGAGGAGACCGCAUCGUUGCUCAGCACAUACGCCCACCUACCGCAUUCCUCCACCUACGAGAAGCUGUGCGCCGGGCAGGACAGGGUGGUGCCCCUACACUGUGCCGUGAGCAGCGCCAGCCACCCCUGUCUUUCCCAUCACCACCUGUACCUGCACCACCUCAGGGAGCAGGCCAUACAGACGGAGAGCUGCCCCGUUCCGGCAGGGGCGGGCUACGCCUCGGACCUGGACACCAUCGCCGAGCGCACCUUCCGCUCGCAGGCCUGCAGCCCAACCUCCACCUGGGUCUCUGACGAGGGAGACGACCUGAACGUGGUUACCAUGACAUCAGUCACCGCCACGACUCUCACGGCUAACACAACGGAGCUUGUUCCUGGGCCCCCUUUACCCAGCUCUCCCUCUGUCUCCUGCACAGUGGAUAUGUCCUCCCUGUCAGUGGAGGAGAAUGGGGAGGGGGUUGGGGAGGGGGUUGGGGUUGGGGAGGGGGUUGGGGAGGUGGCAGGGCAGGUGGUCGAGGUGGGCGAGCAGGAGGAGGUAAAUGUGCCGGAGUUGCUUGUGGAGGCAGAUAAUCAGUUGAAAGAAGACGAGAUGGUGAGGGAUCUGAGGAAUGAGGGAGAGGCAGAGGAGGACAGUUCAGGGGAGGGCCGGCCUCACACCUCUCAGCCCAGGAGCAGCUCGCUGCAGCAUGUGGAAACAGCUGGGGUGACUGUAGUGGAGGUGGAUGAUGAUGAAGAUCAGACUGAGGUUCAAGGAGCGCUGGAAGGAGUGGAGGAGUCUACCUCAUCUGGAUCUGGUCCCGCCGUAAAGAGCUACUGGAGCCGCCACUUCCUGGUGGACCUGCUGGCGGUGGCAGUGCCCGUGGUGCCCACUGUGGCAUGGCUGUGCAGGGGGCCGCGGCGUGACGGCCUGCCCAUUUACCACUUCGGCUCCUUGCUGCGUGGCUGCUGUACGGUGGCCCUCUCCUCCCUGCGCAGGAGCGGGGGAGUCAGGCACUACCCAGCGGGCACCGGUGGGGGGGCCAUGCAGGGUACUGAAAUCUGAGGCUGGCCCAGUGACACUGGGAACUGCACACACAGCCCUGACAUUUCUGGCCCUGGGUUGUCUUUCAUCUGAAGUUCUGGGUUCAGGAAGAAUGGGAGCCAUGAUUCUGAAAACUAGAUGAUUCUGAAGACCGUCUCAGUAAAGCGUGGGACCCUCUGCUUUGAGCCUUGUCCACCUCUUCUACUGAACUGAGAAGGGACACCAGGUUGUUCUGAACUGAAACGAAUGGCAGAACUGAACCACAGGGUGGGAACUGAAUGACCUGAACGUGACGGUUGGUGGGUGUGAUCUCUUGUGUGCAGGGAGACUGAAAGUUAUGUCCAUGUCUGUGGAUCUCUUUGGUCCAAUUUCAUUUGAACCAGUGUAAGUAUGUGUGCUCACACAACGUGGGGGUGUGACGUAUGUGUUCUUGUCGUGUCAUGUUGUGUAGCCAAGUAUGUACAUUGUGUAGCCAAAGCGCCUGGGUGUACGGAGGCUGUCACAGCCUUAGCAGGGCAGUAAUUGGUAUUUUUACUCAUGACUGAGUGGAAUGUUGACAUGUGGCACUUCUCCCCAGGCGGUACCAGGUGAGCUGCUGUACAUAUCUGCUUCGUCCACUGGUGUCAAGAUUAAGUCACUCUUGUAGCAUUAAGUUCAUCCAUCAUCCAAGAGUUAGUCAUUCCAUAUUCAUCAACCAGAAUCUUCUCAAGAUGGAUGCAUUUCUAAAGAUGUGAGAAUUCAAACUGAGUUUAUUUUUCUUAAGAAAAUAUAUUGAAAAAAUUGGUUAUGGGCCAUUUUAUUUGGGUGUUGGCAAUGAGCGUAAUAUGAAAUACAAUUAUGGCAGAAUCCGAGUGUCUUGUAAAGAAAUGUAGUCUUCGAGAUUAAUUGAAAGGCUGAGAAAAACAUGUACUGUAAUGGUGUUAUUCUUUCUUAGGGAUGUUUGAGCCAAACGGGGGCUAACUCACAUCAUAAGAUUGUGAUGCAAGAAGCAAAACCGUCCUUUGAGUUGAACUAUAAUUGUUUUCUUCAGAGAAGAAAAGGAGUCAAUCGUAUUUCUUUAGUAGUUGAUUAACCUUUUGUUUUGCACUAUUAUUCACUUUAUGAGGUUAAGAAAUUACUUGAAGUCAAGUUUGUGUAUUUCCAAAGUCUAACAUGUCCAAAGUUUCAUGUCUGAGGGUUUUUGUGUUGAACAUACUACUGUUGAACAGCAUCACUUUUAGGGGAAUUAUGCUUUGAAAACAAGGUUUGAAAUAAUUAGCUGUAACCACAUUGUGAGUAGAAUUGAGAUUGUGGUAUAGAAAAAUAUUAUAUUCUCUUUAACAUAGAAAAACACUUGCAUUGCAUCCACGUAUUUUGCUUGACAUAACAGGUUUAGCCUUAGGGAAAUAUUCUUCUGUCCUUGUCUGAUUGUUUUGCAGCUUUUUUCAACAUGCACAACAUGUGCAUUUAUUUUGUUGUCCAUUCUUUCUGUUGCUUGACAAUCACUUCUGUGUGUGUUCAUUCUUAUUUGACUCAUUGCUAUGACAUCUAACACUAACAACUAGUGAAACACACACGAGCAGCAAUGAAAAGAUUGAUGAAUGACCUGCUUUGAGGCCUCUCAUAGAACACAUUUUUUACUACUUAUUUCAAUAUCAGCUCUCUCCCGCACCUUGUUGGAAUUUGUGGUGUGACUACACAUUCUGCCUGUAUGUAAUUUCUCUGCACCUAACCCCCCCCACCCCCACCCC